AUGGCACCUAAAAAAUCAACUAUUGAUAAAAAAAAGACAGCUAGAAAAUUUAUAAGAGAAAAACGCAAAACCCUCGAUUACCUUACUGAUGAAUUCCUUACAGAAUUGGACGAGUUGGUGUCCUUCCGUCGAGAUGCUAAAGAACGACGUUUGAAUGAUUAUAGUAGUGUUACUGGAAUACCUGCGGACAAUUGUGACGGUGGAUGCUCUGGUGGAGACAAUAACUACCAAGAGCAGCAACCAGUAGCUCUUAGUGAAUCUGAAACCGAUACUGAAGUCGAAGCUGUCAUCAGUCAGUCCAACACUACAACUGUCAACGACAAGAUCCAGUACAGGUCCAAGCAAAAGAAGUCCUUUUUGGCCUGGAAAGAUCUCAUGAGGGUCUUGCCAAAAGCUUACCUUGCUUUCUUGAGUAGAAAUGGUGGCAUCCCCACAAUGAUAAGUGAACAUCCUGGUUCUCUGGUUCCCUUUGUGAAAGCUAAAUGCGACUUCCAAUAUUGUGGAGGCUGUAAGACAUUGCCUGUUGCAUUGGUGGAAGCAGGCAUGUUCCCCCUAGCACCAAUCAGACCUACGGCUGCAUUGCAUUUCAGCCUUUGUGAUUUUUUUGUCAACCUAAGAAACAUCUUUGCAGGCUCUGCUGAAAAAAUUGCAGAAUUCUAUAAGGUCUGCGCAAAUCAGACAGCUCAGACCAAUCUCUCGGCUGAUAGAUGCUCCAACAGCAUCAUUCUAUACAACAAGAUGGUCAAGUUGUCUGAACAGUUGGUGAUGGGGGAUAUUUCCACAUCAUGUGCUGCUUGUCCUGAGGACAAUUGA
Molecule: messenger RNA, 813 nt
Organism: Mucor mucedo
Lineage: Eukaryota; Fungi; Mucoromycota; Mucoromycetes; Mucorales; Mucoraceae
Exons: 4
Coding region: 1-813 (270 amino acids)
Source: RefSeq, a predicted model, not a curated record